Cajanus cajan (pigeon pea) is the source of this 1815-nucleotide messenger RNA. RefSeq lists its product as uncharacterized. NCBI's taxonomy places the organism in Eukaryota, Viridiplantae, Streptophyta, Magnoliopsida, Fabales, Fabaceae. The record is from RefSeq and is a predicted model, not a curated record.
UUGAAAGUUUAAACUAUGGGCAUUAAUUAAAGAAAAGGAAAGAAUGGCAGAAGGGAGGCGAGGGUAUUUAUGAGAGUUUCACAUGCAUUAUUUAAAUUGCUCCCAAUUCACAAUAGUUCAAAACGUGGAGCAUAGGUUGAAGCAUGAGACAGAAGAGAAGGUAACUGGGAUCACGCACCAUUCAAAUUUAUUGCUCUGCCUCAUAUCACGCCCCCAUUUAAUUUUCACUUCCACCCAAUUCGCAUUCCUUUCUAUGGCUUCGGCAAAACCCAAACCAACGAAAAGACUCGCAGAAUUUCUCAAGGAGCAACAAGACCCUUUCAUCUUAGACCUUUACCUUUUAGAAAGAGGCUACUCAACAAAAACAAAUGGAGACAAAAAGAGAGACCCUCUCUUCCCAAUUUCCAAACUUCUCACAACUCUACACAAGAAGCUCCUUUUCCACAACCGUAGCUGCAUUCUCAUUAGGGACUCUCAAAUCAUAAACCAACAUGUUAAUGUUAGUGUCCCUCAUGAAACCGAGAGCACUGAUCACACUAUUCAUGACACGGAUCGCUUCUCCUUCUCAACAGCUACCAACUCAACCGUCUACCUCUCAUGCUCAGACAUUGAUGAAGAUGGAACCUCCUUGUCGCCACAAAAAGACAAACCCUCGUUUUCUCCAAAUACUUCCGACAUAAGAGUACUACAGAGCCAGCAGGGUACGAAUAAUGAAAAACAGAACCAGAUAUGUUUAGAAGGUUGCCCUGUUCCAGAGUCCGGAAAUAUUUGUGUGACGCAGCGGACAUUGAAUCAGGAUGUUUCGAGAAUGGAAGAGGGAAUGAAAAUGAGCAAUUGUUGUGUUAUUGUACCGAAGAAAAUCACGGAGGAUUCAGUGUUAUCGGUGGCUCUGUGGAGUUCGUUUAUUCAGUCAGCGAGGAGAGAAAAAUGUAGAAAGGAACUGCGAGAGAUUCUGGGGGCAAAUCCAAAUGUUUGCCACGUGUUGAAAUCUAGAACUUUAUUGCACAAGGCAAAGCAGCUACUAUUUGAUUGUGUGAGAGAAAUUAGUGUAAAUGUUUCGAGAAAAGGUUGUAGAGAAGAGCAAUGUUUGAAAGAAUUAAAUUUAAGAGGACGUGAAGAGGUGGGGAAGAGGAGAAGGAAAUUGGGAAAAGUGGGUGUGAAUGAGACAAAUAUAAGCAACUUAAGUUUGGAUUCUAUGGUCGAAUGGAGUGAGUUGAAGCCACAAGUGAGACAUAUUUGCGUUGAGGUAGCCGAUGCGGUUUUGGAAGGCGUGACCAACGAAAUUGUGGCAGAGAUGAUUCAAGUUGUGUCACCAACCUUGUAAUCACUUUAAUUUCGAUUCUAAUGAAUCCUCCCCAUUUUUCAUUUUCUGUUAGAUGCAAUGGCGAUGCCAUUCUUUAAUCUUCAUGCCGAAAACCAAAUUUAACUCAUCUAACAAACAUUUUCACCAUAGCGUUGGUAGAGUUCUACAAAAAAAGAUAUGCAUGUGAAAAAUAAAGAUAAAAGAUUACAUGGAAGGGAAAGUUGCAAGUGCGGCUCCAACCACAUGGAAUGGGUAUUAAAAUUUGAUUGUGGGGACAAAAUGAUGAUUAUCACUCCACCCACUAUGACUGCUGUCAUUGAGCCAUUCUUCUUUCCAUUUAAAGAUGCGAUUUUGCUUCCUUGUGGGCUCAAUGCCGCACUUAAAAAAGGAGGUAAGCUAAGCUAAGGCUACGACUACAUGUUGUACUUUUAUAGCUACAUGAUUGAGAUGACUCACUAUGUUUAACUAACCGCAUACAUUCAAGAGCAGUAGAUGAAGGAUUUUGCCUUUUA